CUCAAUCUGGAAAUGAAAAGUUUGGUAUGAGUACCUAAGUAUUUAAACCAAUCAAGAAACUUAAAUUUAGUUCAUUUUGAUUGGUUAGUAGUACAGGCUGAUUUCAUUUUAACUUUGAAAAAAUAUUUAAAUACGCUAUUUAUUAUACACUUGAAUCAGUUUCAUCACAGACGUCGCAGUGAAAAGAUGGAUAGAAUUAACUGUCUGGAGUGUGGUGUAACAUUUUGUAGUAGAUUCAACAUGAUGCGGCAUAAAAAAACAAACAUGUAAAAGAAGAUGAGCACUUCAGAAUUUCAACUCAUAUGCCUAAUUUCUCAACAGGAGCGCAUUUGGGAGCGCAUUUGGGAGCUCCCUUAAAGGGAGCUCCGCAAGGAGCGCCGGGAGCGCAUUUGGGAACGUCUUUGGGAGCGCAUUUGGGAGCUCCCUUACAGGGAGCUCCGCAAGGAGCGUCGGGAGCGCAUUUGGGAGCUCCAGAAGACGUGUCACAGGGAGCGCCGGGAGGAGCUCCGCAAGGAGCGCUUCAGGGAGGACCGCAGGAAAUCAAACCAACUAUUCUACAGCAUCCUUUUACCAUGAUGAUUUCUGGUCCCACAGCAUGUGGAAAGACAACAUUUGUAAAGGAAUUGCUGCAAAAUCAUAUCUACAGAAUUAAGCCUGGUGUACAAAGAAUAGUGUGGCUGUACAAGAGAUGGCAACCAAUGUAUGGGGAAAUACAAAGCACAGUUUACCCAGAGGUGAAAUUCUACCAAGGCAUUCCAUCCGACAUAAACGAAGACGAAUAUUUUGACACAAAGUUAAAUAACUUGCUAAUUCUGGACGAUAUGAUGUCAGAGGCUGGAAAGGACAAAAGAAUUACAGAUUUAUUCACGGAGGGAUCGCAUCACCGAUCUUUGUCGGUGAUUUCCAUCAAUCAAAACCUCUACGCCAGCAAGGAUCCGACACAGAGAAGAAACUGUCAUUAUCUGGUAAUGUUCAAUAAUCCAGUCGACAAACAAUCUAUGAUCACAUUAGCAAGACAGAUGUACCCUGGUAAAACUGAAUACUUUUUAAAGAAGUUUGAGAAAGCAACUAAACAGCCCUAUGGCUUUCUAUUGGUGGAUUUAAAACCAUUUACACCGGAACAUGCCAGACUGAAAUAUGAUUUAAUGUGGAUAGACAGAAGAUCUACGAACAACGAAAGCCUGUCAGAACUGACCAAUCAGAUGACAGAACCAGACCAAAAUUGUAUAAAAGGCGAGCAACAAUCAGUUUUAAAUCAUUUGUCAGUUGGAAUUCAAACUGUAGACAUCGCAGGAAAUAAUUGUGAAAUUAUGGCUGAAAAUACGAAUGCUUGCGACGAUUGUGGACUUUUGUUUGACUCUUCGCAUGAUGUACAGAGACACGUAAAACGAGGGUGGUGUGCAGAAAAUAACGAUACUACGUAACCAAAGAAAAGAAAAAUAGAAGGCAGCAGUUGUGAUGAAAUGGGAGAUAACGUUGAAGAAAAUCAGGCUUAUCUAUCCCUCUGGAAAAAAGCUAUAGACUGUAACGACGAUAAAUACGAUAAAUUGUAUAAUCAGUUUAUACAGGACGGAGAAGACAAGGAGUCUGCACAGGAAAUGACAGAAGAUCGUAUCCAGCCGUAUAAUGAACGCAAA
Molecule: messenger RNA, 1637 nt
Organism: Mercenaria mercenaria
Lineage: Eukaryota; Metazoa; Mollusca; Bivalvia; Venerida; Veneridae
Exons: 2
Coding region: 303-1424 (373 amino acids)
Source: RefSeq, a predicted model, not a curated record